Ostrea edulis (European flat oyster) is the source of this 1189-nucleotide messenger RNA. Its product is annotated as failed axon connections homolog. The coding region runs from base 109 to 885 and encodes 258 amino acids. NCBI's taxonomy places the organism in Eukaryota, Metazoa, Mollusca, Bivalvia, Ostreida, Ostreidae. Gene Ontology annotation, cellular component: cytoplasm. The record is from RefSeq and is a predicted model, not a curated record. The transcript is spliced from 6 exons.
GUGUGUUAUACGCCGCCGAUCCUAAGUGCGCGGUGUAAUGCACACACUUGUGGAUAUAAAUUAUAAUGUACAUGAAAACAUCUUCAAAUCCUUGCAUGUCAACAUUUUAUGCAUAACAUGGAUGCUGUAUUUUCUCCAACAGGUUUUCUGAGAGUAUGUGGGACGGUAGCAUUAGGAACUCUUAUAAUCUUGGUCCUGCUCAAGCUCCGUCGGAAACCAAGAAAAUCCUACCCGAAUGACAUAGUGGUUCACCAUCAGCCAGGCCGGGCUCCUUUUGCCCCAAGUAUGACACCGUUUGCCGUAAAAUUAGAGACCUUUCUUAGAAUGACAAAAGUACCAAGUAUGAAUGUCUUUGAUAGCAGAAGAAAUAGAAGCUCCAAAGGUAAAAUGACCUGGAUUGAAUACAAUGGAGAAGAAAUUGCUGACUCAGAAAUUUGUAUCGAAUUCAUUAAAAAUAAAUUCAAUGUAGACUUGAACAAAGAGUUCACCCCAGAGGAAAUAGCGUCUGGAUUCAUGAUUCAAAAAAUGGUGGAAGAACAUUUGUAUUGGACAAUGGCAUUGAAUCGUUGGGUGUACGAGCGCGGGUUAAGAAUUCACUCCAUUACACCUCUGCCUUUUUAUAUGAGAUUCCUCAUUUGCCGCCAUAUAAGUAAACAGGCACAAGCUCAAGGCGUAGGUAGACACAGCGAGGAGGAAGUUCAAAACUUCAUGAUCCACGAUCUGGAGAACCUCUCCGUGUAUAUGGGAUCCAAAAAGUUCCUGCUUGGAGAUAAACCUUCUCAGGCCGAUUGCGCUGUGUUUGGAAUGUUGUCACAGUUCUACUGGCAGGGAUUCGGAGGGAAAACAGAGGAAGCAAUAAAAAAUGUUGAACUUGGUCGAAUUUAGGGAAAUAUUUUACAUACAGAACUCUUGGUUUGUCCAUCUACCCCCUGACACAGUUUUAAGCUAAUACCCUUUAUUCACUUUAUGGAAAUUAAGGUAUGUUGCAGCAUGACAAUAAUAAUAAUUUAUUUGGCAACUGGACAGUUGAAAGUACAUAAUCACAGUUCACAUGUAGAAUUUCAUAUAGAUCAAUAAUCAUGGCUGAUACUAUCUGAAGCAAAGUUCUACAAACUAUGGCUUAAGAAAAACACUCUAUGUAAGCAAUUUCACGGGCGUAUUAUGUACCGUUUGCGGUACUCAUGUUAUA